This is a messenger RNA of Rhodofomes roseus, 863 nucleotides long. RefSeq lists its product as uncharacterized. The record is from RefSeq and is a predicted model, not a curated record. Bases 170 to 778 code for a protein of 202 amino acids. The transcript has a single exon. NCBI's taxonomy places the organism in Eukaryota, Fungi, Basidiomycota, Agaricomycetes, Polyporales, Fomitopsidaceae.
CGCGAAAUCCACCGCUCUCCGCCCCGAGUCGCCAACGUUGUCGUCGUUGUAACCUGAGCAUCGCCCUUGCAUUUUUGCCCAGUAGCUCUUGCACGGCCUGCUCCGACUCCAGACUUCCAAGUGCAGCCUUGAUCCUCGCUACUUCUUCGGCAGAUGCACUCACUCUAGCAUGUGCCACGUUUGCUCUGCACCGAUGAGUCGGCGUCGAUGUGAACGGGCGACGACGGUCAGGCCAUGGCCCGUGCUCGCGUGCCUUCGUCGAGUGCGCAGGUUGUUGAUGAGUGCGCCGUCUUCCGCGAACUGCGCCCUGCAAGAUUCGUCAGCGCGUACCUCCUUCUCUCGUGUCCGUCCUCUGUGCAUCGCCGCGCCACCCGUCCGCAUCGCCGCGCGCCGUCCAAUGCCUAUGGCGGCAUGCACCCUGUCCACUCCUCGCCCUGGUCUGUCUCCGUGCUCGUCCUGCGCCAACCGCGCGUCACCGGUUGACUGGAUCCUCUCGAUGUUCGUCAGCGCGCCCGCGUCUCCGCGCGCAUCUCUUCCUUUCCUCGUCGCGCCACACCGUCCCCAACGCAACGUCCGUCCGAUGUCCAGCAGCCCUCCGCUCCUCACAGUGAUUCUCCUCUCGCCCUCGCCUCCUCUCCACGCCCGUCGCUCGCCACCCGGGGUCUGUGCCUUCAUGGUCCUGCGUUGCGAUGCUGUCCGGGUCUUGUGUAGCAUGCCGGUGUGUCUUGCGUUGACGUUUCCAUACUACACGGAACUGACGUCCAUCCCCACUGACUAGACAUCGGGCGCUGCGUGCGAGGUAGCAUAGCGACGCGACACCGGUACGUCCGCGACCUAGCUCGUGACGUCCACCUGACCGAACC